Amoebophrya sp. A120 is the source of this 392-nucleotide messenger RNA. NCBI's taxonomy places the organism in Eukaryota, Dinophyceae, Syndiniales, Amoebophryaceae. The record is from the annotation of a GenBank genome assembly.
CUUGCUUAGCCGAGUCCGAGCGUGUUUUGCUUAGUUUUCAGGCCGGUAGGAACCCAGACCACGACGUGGGUGGGAAUAACCAGGCCAAUUAUCUUGACGAAUUGCAAGAUGGGGCUUCGCAACGGUACGCGCACGCCCUCGGACCACUAGCAAAAAGCAAAGUACAACCUGGGCGGGAUGCGACGGCCAGCAGAAAAUUUCUCGUGGAUGACGCUGGAAAGGCCAAAAUGCAUCAGCCUGCAUCUUCUCCGAGCGCCAGUUCUCUCGUCGAGCCCAGGGUGCUCACGGAGGACGCAUUUCUGGAAUACUGCCGCCGUAUCUUAACGCUCCCGAAAUACCUGGAAAGAGUUUCUGGAAGCCGGGCAAAGCAUGCAGACGAUGCGUAUUUUGAG